This is a messenger RNA of Cryptococcus wingfieldii CBS 7118, 1575 nucleotides long. RefSeq lists its product as hypothetical. Bases 1 to 1575 code for a protein of 524 amino acids. NCBI's taxonomy places the organism in Eukaryota, Fungi, Basidiomycota, Tremellomycetes, Tremellales, Cryptococcaceae. The transcript has a single exon. The record is from RefSeq and is a predicted model, not a curated record.
AUGUCGAUUAAAGCUUCUACCCGGGUCGGUAAAACCCCCGACAUUCUCGCGCACAUUGGCGCCGCCAGUGAUCUAUCCCCUCGCGACCUCUUCAGCUGUCUCCUCACCUGCUCUACCUUCUUCCACACUUUUGCCCCAGCGCUAUACCACACCCUACCCAUCUCCCACGCCUGCAACCCUCUCAAAGGCGCUUCCAAGCUACUCAAAGACGCCGCCAAGAAGAUCUCGGGCCCGCCUUAUGGGAAAGAUAAUCUGCUCCGGCUUGUGAAGAAGGUGUACUUGGAGUAUACCUGCUUCGCCCCGGGGCAUACGCAAGAUUACUGGGAUGUCGACUGCCCAUGCUACCCACUCCCCAAUCUCCACUCCAUAAUCGUCCAGGUCUUCCCCAAGGACCCGCUCUUCUCGCAAUCUUCUCCGCCUUCUAUGGCGUUCGUCCAGAGACUAUGUGCGAAGGCUACAAAGCUGUUUAUGGGUCCUCAUGCGUAUAGCACUAGUACGUUGGGCGAUGCCACAGUUUUCAUCCCUACCCUUCUCAAUCUGAGGAGUGUCUGUCUGUCUAUCCCCUUUGCCGAAGCUGCGAGCGCGGUUGAGCUGUUGCAAAAUUAUAUGCCAUGGCAGAGUGCUUUCGCCUUUACCGAGCUCCACCUCUAUCUUUGGGACGAUAUCACCCCUCUCGACGAUCCCCUCUUGACCAACGACUUCGAAGGUCCUUUUGGCCCUCGUCAUCUCGACGCUAUGAAGGAACGUACGCUCAACGUCGUCCGACCAGUCUCGACAUGGGAAGAAGAUAUAACAGAGGUCAUGGAAUUGUGUGGAUUCUGGAGCUGGACAAAGUCUGUCUCCAUCUACAACAUCCAAUCUAUCCUCUCCCGCCAUGGCGUCUCUACCGGCAAAAAACAUCUCUUUGCAGACCAUGAGGCGAAAUACAUCUCCCGCCCCAUCCAUCUCGGCCAAUCUCGCCGAAAGUCUGCCGAUGGCUCGGACGCCGUCUCCCUUCCCUCCCAAACCAUGCCCAUCACGUUCCACGAGGCGCUGGAGAUGUAUGACAAAGGGUUUUGGAGCGGGGUAUGGAAUGAGGGGGAGGGGUGGUAUUAUGGGCAGGUCGUCAGACCUUCGGAGGAGAUUCAGAAGUUGAGGGAGGAGGUGGUGCAAGAGAUUGGCGUCGAGCCUGUGGCGUUGCUCGCUCUUCCAGAGGCAGAUCUUAUCAGGUUCUUACAUCUCUGGCAGAACCCGCCAAAGGCGCGGUAUGACCUUCACCCGCCAAAUGAAGCGGGGGAGACUAUGGUGAGCGAUCUACAUCUGGCUUCCGGGGAUCCUUUCGAUCAUGAAUUCAGCUCGGACGAAGAAGCAAGUGAGGAUGAGAUGUUUUUGCUUCCCUGGGAAGAAGGCGUGGAUUGGAGAGCGCAGGCCCAAAAGAUAUGGAGGGAAGGUAUGGAUGUGGACUAUGAUGGGUACGAGAUGGAGGAUGUUGAUGGGCGUUAUUUUGAGGAGCUGAAGGCGUGUAAAGAGAGAAUUGCAGUAGAGGAACCUUCGAUGGCCAAUUAUCUGUUUGAUUCGAGGCAACCUUAUCAGUAG